Messenger RNA from Dryobates pubescens (Downy woodpecker), 4315 nucleotides. It is a transcript of the gene ESRRG, whose product is annotated as estrogen related receptor gamma. NCBI's taxonomy places the organism in Eukaryota, Metazoa, Chordata, Aves, Piciformes, Picidae. The record is from RefSeq and is a predicted model, not a curated record. The coding region runs from base 453 to 1760 and encodes 435 amino acids. Gene Ontology annotation, molecular function: nuclear steroid receptor activity; DNA-binding transcription factor activity; steroid binding. Gene Ontology annotation, cellular component: nucleus. Gene Ontology annotation, biological process: regulation of DNA-templated transcription. The transcript has 10 exons.
AUGGUGUUGUAGACUUUCCUAGCAAAGAAACCGGCUUCGGCUUCUUUAAAAUCCCCGACGACUCACCUGAUUAACCUGCCUGCGAUUCUGAGCUGACCAGGUCUUGGAGGAGUGAGCUCCUGGUACAGUCUCUGCCUGACUCCUUGCAGUUUUCAUCUGAAGAUUACGAAAAGUGGACUUCACCCUGUGAAGCUGUUACCAUAACAGUUUAUGGAUGGAGAACUGAGGCUCAGAUAAAUUGUGUCUUUCCAAAGGUUAUUUCACAUGCCAGUAGCACAAACAAGUGCCUGUGCCAUGUUUCCUGGACUGCUGCUUUUUCCAUGCUUUCUUUAAUCACGUGGGAAGAAAUUCAUCCUUACACGGGGUCUGACACAACUUAGGAUUUGCUGACAUUUGGGCUGUUUCAUUGCCAGAGGAGGCUUUGUGUGUCCCAAAGGAAGCUUCUCUGCAGAAUGUCAAGCAAAGAUCGACACAUUGAUUCUAGCUGUUCGUCGUACAUCAAGACGGAACCGUCGAGCCCUGCCUCUCUGACGGACAGCAUCAACCACCACAGCCCCGGUGGCUCCUCAGACGCCAGCGGGAGCUACAGUUCCACCAUGAAUGGACAUCAGAACGGGCUGGACUCACCUCCCCUCUACCCUUCAGCCACAGGGCUUGGGGGCAAUGGGCCAGUCAGGAAACGGUAUGAUGACUGCUCCAGUACUAUUGCUGAAGAUUCACAGACCAAGUGUGAAUAUAUGCUGAACUCGAUGCCCAAAAGACUGUGUUUGGUGUGUGGUGACAUUGCAUCAGGGUACCACUAUGGAGUGGCUUCCUGCGAGGCCUGCAAGGCUUUCUUCAAGAGGACGAUUCAAGGUAACAUAGAAUACAGCUGCCCAGCAACGAAUGAAUGUGAAAUCACAAAGCGCAGACGCAAGUCCUGCCAAGCCUGCCGCUUCAUGAAGUGUCUAAAAGUUGGCAUGCUGAAAGAAGGUGUUCGCCUAGACAGAGUACGUGGAGGUCGCCAGAAGUACAAGCGCAGAAUAGAUGCAGAAAAUAGCCCAUACCUGAACCCUCAGCUAGUUCAGCCAGCAAAAAAGCCAUAUAACAAGAUUGUCUCCCAUUUGCUGGUGGCUGAACCAGAGAAGAUCUAUGCUAUGCCUGACCCCACCGUUCCAGACAGUGACAUCAAAGCACUUACCACUCUUUGUGACCUGGCAGACAGAGAACUGGUGGUGAUCAUUGGAUGGGCUAAGCAUAUUCCAGGUUUCUCCACUUUGUCUCUGGCUGACCAGAUGAGCCUUCUGCAGAGUGCUUGGAUGGAGAUUUUGAUUCUCGGUGUUGUAUACCGGUCACUUUCUUUUGAGGAUGAGCUUGUAUAUGCUGAAGAUUAUAUUAUGGAUGAAGACCAAUCCAAAUUGGCAGGCCUUCUUGACCUUAACAAUGCCAUACUGCAGCUGGUAAAGAAAUACAAGAGCAUGAAGCUGGAGAAAGAAGAGUUUGUCACCCUCAAAGCUAUAGCACUUGCUAAUUCAGACUCAAUGCACAUAGAGGAUGUUGAGGCUGUGCAGAAACUUCAGGAUGUCUUACAUGAGGCUCUGCAGGAUUAUGAGGCUGGGCAGCACAUGGAAGACCCCCGUCGUGCAGGCAAGAUGUUGAUGACUCUCCCACUUCUGAGGCAAACCUCCACCAAGGCUGUGCAGCAUUUCUACAACAUCAAACUGGAAGGCAAAGUCCCCAUGCACAAACUUUUUUUGGAAAUGCUGGAGGCCAAGGUCUGACUAAAGCAUCAUGGGCUUCCCCAUCAUGCACGUUUUAAAUAAAAAAAAAAAAUUAAAAAAAGAGGAUGAAAAAAAAAGAAAAAAAAAAGGGAAAAUAAACAGGAUAAUAAUGGCAAAGAAACUUAGUGUUUAAUUAAGGAAAAAAAUGACUGCACUGAUAUUUAGCAGCAAGACUGUGAAGCAGCUUUCAACUUUUACUUCUGUGUCUUUCUGAUGCAGUUUUUCUUUUCCUUUUCCUUUUCUCUCUUUUCCUUUCUGUUCUUUCCUUUCCUUUUCUCCUUUUCUCUUUUUGUUUUUUGGUUUCUUUUGUUUCCUUUGCUGCUGAACUUUUAAAAAGAGGUCUCUAAUUGAAGAGAGAUGGAAGCCAGGCCUGCCAAAGGAUGGAAAUCCAUAAUAUGGAUGCCAGUGAACUUAUUAUGAACCAUAAUGUCCCCAAUGACAAAGGAAUCAAAGAGAGAACCACCGUACCUAGCAGUACAGUACAACACGAUGAACUGACUGAAUGCAGUAUUAGAUUUCAUAGGAGCAGUCUCUAAUUAGACGACUAAGCGACGAUGCAUCGGCUGCUUCUUAUCAUUGCAUUUUCCAUCUAGAUCAGUUACAGCCAUUUGAUUCCUUAAUUGUUUUUUCAAGUCUUCCAGAUAUUUCUUAGGUUAGCUACAAUGUAACUUUUUCAGGGAAUAGUUUAAGCUUUAUUCAUUCAUGCAAUACUAAAGAGAAAGAAAUACUGCAUUUUUUGUGCUGGCUUGAACAAUUAUGAACAAUAAUGAAGGACAAAUGAAUCCUGAAGGAAGAUUUUUUUAAAUGUUUUGUUUCUUCUUACUAACGGAGAUUUUUUUGUACCAGCUUUACCAGUUUUCAGCCAUUUAUUAAUGUGGGAAUUUAUCUUACUAAAGCAAUAGUCGAAGGGAAGGUGCAUAUUAUCACGGAUGCAAUUUAUGUUGUGUGCCAGUCUGGUCCAAAACAUCCAGUUUCUUAACAUGAGCUCCAGUUUAUAACUAAAUGUUCACUGACUCAAAGGAUUAGAUUACACCUGCAGUAUAUCCAAGUAGUCUAACAUAGAAGUAUUCCAUGUCAAAUACCAAUCCGUAACGGUGUUAGGAGACAGCGACUGUACAGAGGUAUAGUUGCUACAUGAUUUCUAACUGCUUCAGUUGCAAAUGAACAAUACUGCCUGUUUGCAAAAUUAUAACCUCACAUGCAGAAAAUCCCUAUGAACCAAUAGUAGCUUAGAGGCAAUAAGGCAAAUGCCAACAUUUGCAAAAUUAAGAAAUCAGAGUAGUAGCCUUCUGACCAAAUUGAAGAAUUUAACACUUCCUAUACCUUAUUUAUUGAUUUAGAUUUUAUUUUGUAAAUGGCAAUCUUUAACAAGUAGCUAAACCAGUAUAUGUGCUUUUCAACCAGUAUUGUCACAGCAUGAAAGUCAGUCAGUUUCAAGACUGUUACGAGGUGUAAUCUAAUGUAUAAACCGAUUAGAUGCCCCCAGAAAACUACAGUCGCUAAAUAACCAAUAAACAAUAACCUCCAUCAAAUGCUAUACCAAUGUACCAGUGUUAGUAGCUGCUCCCUGUACUAUGUGAACAUCCUUAUUCUAUGUACACAGAUGUAAUUAAAAUUGUAAUCCUAACAAACAAAAGAAAUGUAGUUCAGCUUUUCAAUGUUUCAUGUUUGCUGUGCUUUUCUGAAUUUUUAUGUUGCAUUCAAAGACUGUUGUCUUGUUCUUCUUGUGGUGUUUGGAUUCUUGUGGUGUGUGCUUAUAGACACAGGGUAGAAUUAGAGACAAUAUUGGAUGUACAAUUCCUCAGGAGAUUACAGUAGUAUAUUCUAUUCCUUACCGGUAAUAAGGUUCUUCCUAGUAAUAAUUAAGAGAUCGAAACUCCAAACAAAUACUCGUUAUGAACAGAUACACACUGAAAUCAUAAUAUUUUCAAAACAAGGGAUAAUUUCUGUAACAGUUUAUUAUAGAAUACCAAUGUAUAGCUUAGAAAUAAAACUUUGAAUAUUUCAAGAUUAUAGAUAAGUCUAAUUUUUAAAUGCUGUAAAUAUAGCUUUUAUUCAAUCAUCUCUCAGAUGUUGUUAUUAACUCACUCUGUGUUGUUGCAAAACUUUUUUGGUGCGGACAAGUUUCCCAAACUAUUGCUAUGUUGUGUGCUUUAAAGAAAAUAACGAUGGGCUGAUGCUCCAUCAGCCUCGUGCUAGGAAAAAAAAACACAAAAACAACAAAAAAAACCAACAAAAAAAACCAACUGUGUAUCUAUCAUUAGCUAUAUGGGACUAUAUUGUAGAUUGUGUUUUCUCAGUAGAGAAGUGACUGUAGUGUGAUUCUAGGUAAAUCAUCAUUAGCAAUUCAUUCAGAUGGUCAAUAACUUGAAAUUUAUAGCUGUGAUAGGAGUUCAGAAAUUGGCACAUCCCUUUUGAAAAAUGUCAAAAAAAAAUAAAAAUAAUAAUAAUAAUAAAUAAAUAAUACAACUCCUGGGAAAAAGGUGCUGAUUCUAUAAGAUUAUUUAUAUAUGUAAGAGUGCAAAAAAAAAAAAAAAAAAAGGUAAAAAAAAAAA